AUGAGCGAUGGAGAUGAAGUUGCCUCUUCACUAUCCGGGGACGAUUUAUUAGAUACCCUCGACGACGACGGCCGCGAGACUGGAAAAAAGGAGCCAUCUUUGAAUGACCUCAUACGUGAAGAUGAGCGGCUAGUCAAUUCUCUCAAAGCAGAGCUAUCCAGGCGUGACGUGGAGCUCGAGAGCAUCGCUCAAGGUAUUCGAGCCAAGGAGGACGCGUUGCGAGAAAUGGAAGAGUCUGUAGAGGCCACAAAACAACUACAGACACUCUUCUUCAACUUUACAUCCAGCUUUCAUCACGUCGACCAACAUCUGUUGACUCGAAAUAUCCAUGGCGCCGACUCGGUUCGAGCAUUGGCCAAGAAGACGCUCGCUUCAACAAACUCGGCUCACAGGAAGAAUCUAGAAGCGUCGAAGGAUCUCAAGAUUCUCCUCAAUGCUGUCUCAACGUGGACGACCCAGGCGACCUCGGAACUGAGCCUUGCGCGAGCUACGCUGGCGACAAAAGAGGCGCACAAGCUUGCUCUCCUCAACCCAGCAUGGAGACUUCCAGACGAACUCUGGACAGUCAUCCUCCUAGAUGCGCUUUCGAGGACUGCUUGUAGCAGGGAUUAUCUCCAACACUUCAAAGAAGAAUGGAAGGACGCUACUGGUCUCGCCGAGCUCACGCUCUCUGGUGUCUGCUGCCGCUGGCGGGACCUACUACGCGCGACGCCCGAAGCGUGGAAUACAAUCUAUAUUCCAAAUAGAUCGACAGAGAAGGAUAUAGCGCGUAUACGUCACUACUACUCGCUCGCCAAUAAGCCACAUCUCCGUCUGUUAGUUCAGAUGGAGAACGACACCCGUCAAGAUCACACAAACCGACUAUUAACUCUGUUCAGGCACGAUGUCGUCUGCCGAUCUAUUGACAUUCUUACCUCACACGACGGAGUGGGACGUGUCGUUGACCUGCUUCACUUCUUCCCACCUCCACAUGAGCUGCGCCUCCUUGCAGAAAACGGGAGCUUGCCUCCCAACGUCAUCCUUCCAUUUGCGUUUGGAGUCUUUGUCAAAUCCCUCUAUCUGUGCCAUUGUCGUGCCACAUGGGCGAAAGAGAGCGUGGUCGAACUGGAAGAGUUGGGGACGCGCUCGACUGCUCCAAAUGCGGGACUUUCUCACUUUACACCAGGAAUGCUAAAGUCGUUGAAGAGGCUCGCCGUGUACUCGGCAUCAAGCGAACCGCAACCACUCCUCCAACAGCGCACUACGCUCUCAAAACUCGUCGAGGUUGCCUGUGGGUUUCAAUUCCUUCUCACAUCACUCGCUAAGGAGUAUAAACUACCUGCUCUGAAGAGGUUGAUCAUCCCAUUAGCAUCCGAGUAUACGCUCGAGGACUGGGAACUGUUCCGACACGAGGUAGAGCAAACCUCUAGGAUUCAAGAGCUGGUCCUCUGCUCCAUGUACGACGGAUAUCCACGAUUACUCUCGACCCUCAUCUCGCUUCAAGACUUGCGCUCGUUGCAACUCGAGGGCUCGACGGUGGAUGGAAUUCUUAUGGGGUGGCAGGAAGCGUGGAGAAACUCAAAAGGUGCCCGAGGAGCGUUCCCGCCACUCAUGGACCUGAUCGUCGAGGAUUAUACUGGAGAUGGGGAGAAGAGUCUUUUGGUGUUUGUCGACUGGCACUACCAGGCCGACGACGAAACGACGACGGACAACGUACAACUACGCACGAUGAGCGGCGCGGGCUCAGGGCCAAAAUCUGGUCCAAGUCGAUCAGAAUAUGCACCUUUAAUCGACUCGGACGCGGGUGGAUAUCACAGAAACUCGGCUGAGAGCCCGCGACGCGCGACACACGGCUCGUCACUUCCAACGUCGCCCCAGAGGAGCGCCUCGCGCCGGUUUUCUAUACCUAGACGGAGUCUAUCACGCGCGAGGACCGCAAAUGGAGAAGUUUUGGAGCUGCAUUUUGCGAGCGUGGAUCAGAAACGGAGAAAGUGGUGGAAGGACGCUGCUAUCACCGGGCUAUUUAUCGCUUCAUGGUUUUUAUUCGCUACUAUCCUAUCCGUGUACAACAAGUGGAUGUUCUCACCCAAAUACCUUGGCUUUCCUUUUCCUCUCUUCGUCACGACACUUCAUAUGGUCGUCCAGGCCAUUCUUGCUGCCAUUGUUCGAUGGCUUUGGCCCGCGCGUUUCAAACCGGAAUACAAUCCCAGCAAGAAGGACUAUGCGACAAAAGCCGUUCCCACAGCCGCUGCCACCGCGCUCGACAUUGGUCUCUCGAAUUUCAGCUUGAAGCUAAUCACCCUCUCGUUUUACACCAUGUGUAAAUCUAGUUCGCUCAUCUUUGUCCUCUUCUUCGCCUUUCUUCUCAAAAUCGAAAAACCGUCUCUGCGACUCAUCUUUGUCAUUGCGCUCAUCACUGGGGGUGUGCUAAUGAUGGUGUUUACGACAACAACGUUUUCUGGUCUUGGGCUGUUCCUUGUCCUUUCCGCGUCCUUCCUUGGUGGUUUACGAUGGAGUCUGACCCAGUUACUCCUGAAGAAGAAGGAAAUGGGCAUGAACAAUCCAGCGGCUACAAUCUUUUGGCUUGCACCAAGCAUGGCGAUCACACUGUCCAUCGUCUCAAUGGUAGUCGAAGGAUGGAUCAAUGUCUGGAAGAGCGACUUUUGGGACCGUGUAGGCAUCUUGCCCAGUCUCUUCUACCUCCUCAGCCCGGGCAGCGUGGCAUUUGCCAUGGUCCUCAGCGAGUACUACAUCAUCUCCCGAGCUGGCGUCGUCCCAAUGUCCAUCGCGGGCAUCUUCAAAGAAGUGACAACGAUCACCAUUUCCGCUUGGGUAUUCGGGGAUCAUCUUACCGAACUGAACAUUAUUGGCGUUGUCAUCACUAUUGGCGGCAUUGCGCUAUAUACCUACCACAAGUACACUGCGGCGUUACACUCUGUCGUUCCGCUUGACGAGCACGGUAAUCCCCUCCAAGAAGAGGAAGCGGAAGAAGUUCUAUCCAUCGUCCAUCGUGUCAAUACGUUGGACAAUGAAGAAGGAUUAAGACUUCUCGAAGAUGGUGGCGACUUUGAGAUACCCAUCAAUGACGACCCAGAGGACGUUGCCAAGGCGCAGCUAGAGGAGGCAGCUGAAGGAGGGCACGGAGACCAUGAGCUGGGCAACGGGUCAUCCAAAGCCUUUAGCGCGAUAGCGGCCAACGAUGAACGACCUCUUUUCACUAUCGCUGACCAGGAUGACUUUGAGAGUAAUGGAAGAGUCAUACUGGGCACCGCAGAGGAAGGAAGUAGAGAAGUGGGCGGGGUCGGGAAUCGCAUCGACUCUGGACGAUAG
Messenger RNA from Serendipita indica DSM 11827, 3309 nucleotides. NCBI's taxonomy places the organism in Eukaryota, Fungi, Basidiomycota, Agaricomycetes, Sebacinales, Serendipitaceae. The record is from the annotation of a GenBank genome assembly.